AGUAUGUGCGUGAGUUUGCAAUGCCAAGAUCGGACUGGCUUUUCCCUCCGAUUCCUGAGCCCACCAGCUGUUAGUGACGGAGGAGGAGGUGGACGAAGGAAGGAGUUGCAUUUUGUCAGGCUAACAACUCAUUCCUAGAUCGGGUUCCCCCAUCUCCCCCACCCCUUCUGCGCAAGAUAUCAGCAGCCCCCGGGCUGCGAGCUCCUCCCACUAGGAACAACUUUCGCUUUCGCUGCCAAUGCAAGCGAACUCCUGGGCCUUUUUGUUAUAUUCGUUCCCCUUAUAACGCACGUGUCAGCACAGCUGGCAACUCUCCUGCAGCACCUCCGCUGGCGAGGAAGAGUGGGUCGGCGCUGAACGACGUCCCCCUCAUCCCAGACCCCAGAACAACUAUUGCCCUCCUGGGACGCGGCGCGCUUCCUCUACCUGCCCGCGUCGCAUCUCUGCAGCACCCCUUCCCCCCUUUUUCAGCAUGCUGGCCACCCACCAAAUUACGUGGAGAUGAUUCGGUAUCAUGGAACUCCAGAUUCUUCUGUGGUCUUGCUGCUCCUACUGCUGUUUUUCUCCCCAUUCGGGCCACUCAAAGGCUGCAAUUUUACUUAUUCACCCAUCUCUACUUAUAACUUUUCCCAGGAUAUAAAACCACUGAAAGAAUAUUUGCUCCUGGACUACAAAGUAUUGAUGCCGUUAAAUCUGAAACAGGACACAUUCUGCAGUUUAUUAUGGGACCUUCAUUUCAUCAAUGAAAACUUAAAGAAAUUAAUCAACGUGUCUGGGGAAAAACUGAAAACGUUAUUCAAGAAGAUAUAUGAUCACACAAAAUUUGUUGAAGAUUGUAAUAUUAAAAUAGGUGAUAGUUCUACCAGUUUUGAAUUGAAAAAUAUCUCUCAAUUUGUAGAUGCCAUUCCUUCCUGCCUUCAGUCUCUAUCAAAGAAGAUAGAAAGGAUUACAGAAGAAAAGCAUGCUGAUUUUAGGAACUGCACCAAUAUUCAGAGCCAAAUAGGUCAGUCUCUCUCUGUACUACAGAAUCUUCUGUUACCCAUCAACACUUCUGAUUGGAAGCUAGAGAGGAAGAAGCCAAUCUUCCACAAAAGGACUUACUGGUGGUUACUUCUUUCAGCUAUCUUGGUCUGUCUUCUCAUCAGUUUAUGGAAAAAAUGCCAGGGGUCCUCUUCAAGAGCAAUUUAAAAUUACCACGUCCCUGUGGUAUGGGACCUACAUCACUCAGCAUCUUAGAGCCUGUUCUAUCCCACUCCUAGCCUUUAUCUUGAAGGACUAAGCUGGAACAACCUGUGAGAGGGGCUGCUGUCAAAAAAACGACCUGCUAAGGAGCCAUGAGCCUCAGCUGUGGCUCCCACCCCGCGGUAGACGCUGCAUCUUUCUUUUUAUACAUAAUCCUCAACUUAUGACUGCAAUUGGAACCAGAAUUUGUGAUGCUAAGAAAGGUGGAUGUUAAGUCAAUUGUGUCUGAUUUUACAUUCUCUUUUUUUUUUU
Messenger RNA from Thamnophis sirtalis, 1494 nucleotides. Lineage: Eukaryota; Metazoa; Chordata; Lepidosauria; Squamata; Natricidae. The record is from RefSeq and is a predicted model, not a curated record.